This is a messenger RNA of Seminavis robusta, 2001 nucleotides long. NCBI's taxonomy places the organism in Eukaryota, Bacillariophyta, Bacillariophyceae, Naviculales, Naviculaceae. The record is from the annotation of a GenBank genome assembly.
AUGGAGGAAACCAAACGCAGACGCAGUGAACGCAGCGAACGAAGCCGCAGUCGACGCAGCCGAAGCUCCUCCGACCAUGGUAGAAAGGCAGCUUUGAACGGCUCCCAAACCCGUAGAUCUUCAAUGAGCGCUCAUAGCUCUAGAAUGAUACCAAUUGGAUCAGAAAAUAAAGAGUUUAGAAAGAGUGAGCAGCGGCGCCAAAAGCGCACCACAAGCCACCGCCAAAGAGAAAGAAAUCAUUAUCAAGAACUCCAGAUUGAUGCAACCAAUGAGAGACUUCACAGCAGCACUGGGUGCAUUGAACAAUAUUGUACUUUCGUAGAAGCUGUCGGAGACCUCAGUAAGACUAAAUCUGACCGAAACUUGAUGGAAAAUGCUACCAGCAAGAGUUCCCACAGCAGAAGCAACGACCGGGAUAGAGUUCGAGCUCUGUGCAAGCUUUUGUAUGUUUCCAAUGACAUCAACGGCGACAGUUCCAGCCAUGACAGCACGACACUCAGUCGUGAGCAUGGCAACAUGACAGCCAAAACACAAUCGAAAACUAGUCAUGGCGAUUCUUGCACUUCUGCUUCUGCAAGUGCUGGUUCUAGUAGCAGCAAGAGCAGUUCCAAUUGUUCAGACAAUCAAGCAAGGGCAGAUGAAGUUCAAGAUAGAUUCCAACAGCUCUGCCAGGACUCUACCAGUGACAAAGCGCCCCGCACAAGAGAACCAAAGCGCCGCAAGUCCCAUGGUUCACUUGAUGAGAUCUUAAAACGAAAAACCAAACCCAUCAUGAAACGCAGUGGUUCGUGCCGAGAUAUCAACCGAAGGGUUUCCUUUUCCUUUUGCCAGAUUGAUAGAAGGGUUGAUGCUGGUAGCACACCCACAAGAUCAAGAAGACGAAGCUCACUUGGCCAGAGCAAGCCUCGCAAAGAGCUGAUGGAGCUUGCUACUACUUUGAAUGAAAGUAAUGUUGACAACAACAUGGAUGCCAUCAUACCGGUAGGACUUAGAGGAAAUGAAGCUGACAAUAACGAGGCUGGCCUCAGCAAGAAUGCAACUUUGAGCACCCCUGCAAAUUGGAGGCCUACUAGGAGGAGAUCUAUUAUGAAGCACAGGACUGUGCAUGCCUUGCAACGGCAGAUAUCAAGUGGUUGCCUUAACAUGGAUAAAUCGGAAGAGAAUAUCAGCCCUCCUUUCAGCAGGAGUUCGACAGCUCCAAAUUCCUUAGCCCGCUACACCGAUAAUCUAUCUGAUGCACGUGCUGACACACCAAGCUAUCGUCGGCGACAGCGAAGAAACUCCGGGUCACACAUUGACACAAAUGGCGAGACCAUGCAAAAGAUGCAGUCAGAUAAGGUCAACAUGAAAACUUUGAUGGCUGCCUUCGACUGGAGGGAGCUCUCUGAGUCGGGCCAUGCAAAGAGCACUCACGAGAGAACCCAGUCCUCCUCCACUCCCAGUGACAGAGGCAAGCAGAGACGUGAUGGCUCCAAGAUUAGUUCCACCAAACGCAAUGGGAGCGGCAGAGGAAGCCGGCGCUCUUCCAUAAGGCGAAGCGUUUUGGAAUCGCGUCGUCGAAGGAGUACGAGCAGGACAAGAAUUCAUCGAACUCAAACAAGCACGAAUGUUCAGCAGCGGCGGUCUUCAGAGCGGGGGCUGCUUCUUGGUGCGCCCAAACUGAAGAGGCGAUCAUCGUCAGCACCAUCAGUGUUGGACGUGUCAGCUGAGGACCUGGACCACUCGUUGGACCAGCGGCCGGCACCUCUGAGGAGAAAAUCCCUCAGUGGCAACUGUCACAUUGGUUGCUCCAAAAUCCAGGCCAGUGGAAAUGGAACGAAGAGCAAGUAUUCUGGCCUUGCUACAGGUAUUGCCAGCAAGCUCGAAACCACUGACACAACAAGUGCUACCGGUAAGACCAAACGUCUUUUGGAGCUUCGUAAAAACUUGCAGGACACUGCGGGUCAGAUUGUACCCAUGCAGCUCGACAAGAGCAUUGUGGUCGGACCCAUGAUAACAUAG